Messenger RNA from Arabidopsis arenosa, 2883 nucleotides. NCBI's taxonomy places the organism in Eukaryota, Viridiplantae, Streptophyta, Magnoliopsida, Brassicales, Brassicaceae. The record is from the annotation of a GenBank genome assembly.
CGUUUUCAUGUUGUGUUAGCACAAGUCUAUGGGUUGUUGUAAGGUGCCAGCUCUUAUUCAGGCGCAGGUAGAAAUGGGGUUGGUUAAUGAUGUUGAGCACAAAAGCCUUUUUAGAAGAGAUACAGAUUCCCCACAAAGAAAAGCCGCUUCCUUGAUGGAACAAGGAUCACUUUCUGCAAGUUUUCGAGAACGUGCAACUAAAACACCUAUGAACAGUGUGCUACAGAGCUUCAAGAUUGUGAUUUUAUCGAAUAAACUCAAUCUUUUGUUGCCUUUUGGUCCUCUAGCAAUACUACUUCACUACUUGACAGAUAAUAAGGGAUGGAUCUUCUUAUUGAGCUUAGUAGGCAUCACACCAUUAGCUGAACGUCUCGGAUAUGCCACAGAGCAAUUGGCUUGUUACACAGGUUCAACUGUUGGAGGCCUCCUAAAUGCUACAUUUGGAAACGUGACAGAGCUGAUCAUAUCGAUUUUCGCUCUUAAAAAUGGAAUGAUACGCGUUGUACAGCUGACACUUCUCGGCUCGAUCCUAUCUAACAUGUUGCUUGUACUUGGCUGCGCCUUCUUUUGUGGCGGGCUUGUAUUUUCCCAGAAAGAGCAAGUCUUUGACAAAGGAAAUGCCGUUGUGAAUUCGGGAUUGCUUUUGAUGGCUGUCAUGGGGCUACUCUUCCCCGCAGUUCUUCAUUACACGCACAGUGAGGUUCAUGCUGGCUCAUCAGAGCUUGCUCUCUCAAGGUUCAGCAGUUGCAUAAUGCUCGUUGCCUAUGCUGCUUACCUCUUUUUCCAGUUAAAGAGCCAGCCGAGUUCUUAUACGCCUCUUACCGAGGAAACAAACCAGAACGAAGAAGCUUCAGACGAUGAUGAAGAUCCUGAGAUCUCCAAGUGGGAAGCUAUCAUCUGGCUUUCAAUCUUGACGGCUUGGGUCUCUCUUCUUUCCGGCUAUCUUGUCGAUGCCAUUGAGGGUGCUUCGGUCUCAUGGAAGAUACCAAUCUCUUUUAUCAGUGUCAUCUUGCUUCCAAUAGUUGGGAAUGCGGCCGAGCAUGCAGGUGCUAUUAUGUUUGCCAUGAAAGACAAGCUGGAUCUGUCUUUGGGAGUGGCUAUUGGAUCCUCAAUUCAGAUUUCUAUGUUCGCGGUUCCUUUCUGUGUGGUGAUCGGAUGGAUGAUGGGUGCACAAAUGGACCUAAAUUUUCAGCUAUUUGAGACAGCUGCACUGUUUAUAACUGUUAUUGUUGUAGCUUUCUUUCUUCAGGAAGGGACAUCAAAUUACUUCAAAGGAUUGAUGCUCAUUCUUUGCUAUUUGAUAGUCGCUGCUAGUUUCUUUGUACACGAAGAUCCUCAUCAAGAUGAGUUCCAGAUGGAUUUGUUGAAAAUGUGGAUCAACAAAAGCAGCAUUGAGUCGAGAUUCGGGAACCAUAAGCUCAACUUCUUCAAGUCUAUGGGGUGGGGUAAGGUACCAGGUUUUAUGCAGGCGUACGUAGAAAUGGGGUUGGUUGAUGAAGUUGAGCUUAAAAGCCUUUUGGAACAAGAAACAGAUUCCCCACAAACAAAAGCAGCUUCUUUGAUGGAGCAAGGAUCACUUCGAGAACGCAGAGCUAAAGCGCCUAGGAACAGUGUGAUCCAGAGCUUCAAGAUCGUGAUUUUAUCAAAGAAACUCAAUCUUUUGUUGCCUUUUGGUCCUCUAGCAAUACUAGUCCACUACUUGACAGAUAAUAAGGGAUGGUUCUUCUUACUAAGCUUAGUAGGUAUCACACCUUUGGCUGAACGUCUCGGAUAUGCCACAGAGCAAUUGGCUUGCUACACAGGUUCAACUGUUGGAGGUCUCCUAAAUGCUACAUUUGGAAACGUGAUAGAGCUGAUCAUUUCGAUUAUCGCUCUUAAAAACGGGAUGAUACGCGUUGUACAGUUGACGCUGCUUGGUUCGAUUCUGUCUAACAUUUUGCUUGUACUUGGCUGCGCCUUUUUCUGUGGCGGCCUUGUGUUUUCCCGGAAAAAUCAAGUCUUUGACAAAGGAAAUGCAGUUGUGAGUUCGGGAAUGCUUUUAAUGGCAGUCAAUGGACUACUUUUCCCCACAUUUCUUCAUUACACGUACAGUGAGGUUCAUGCUGGGUCAUCAGAGCUUGCUCUCUCAAGAUUUAUCAGUUGUAUAAUGCUCCUUGCCUAUGCAGCUUAUCUCUUUUUCCAGUUAAAGAGCCAGCCAAGUUUUUAUACCGAGGAAACAAACCAGAACAAAGAAAUGUCAGAAGGUGAUGAAGUUCCUGAGAUCUCCAAGUGGGAAGCUAUCAUUUGGCUUUCAAUCUUGACGGCUUGGGUCUCUAUUCUUUCUGGCUAUCUUGUUGAUGCCAUAGAGGGUGCUUCAGUCUCAUGGAAGAUACCAAUCUCUUUUAUCAGUGUCAUCUUGCUUCCUAUAGUUGGAAAUGCGGCCGAGCAUGCAGGUGCUAUUAUGUUUGCCAUGAAAGACAAGCUGGAUCUGUCUUUGGGAGUGGCUAUUGGAUCCUCUAUUCAGAUUUCUAUGUUCGCUGUUCCUUUUUGUGUGAUGAUAGGAUGGAUGAUGAGUGCACAAAUGGACCUAAAUUUCCAGCUAUUUGAGACGGCUACUUUGUUCAUAACUGUUAUUGUUGUAGCUUUCUUUCUCCAGGAAGGGACAUCAAAUUACUUCAAAGGACUGAUGCUGAUUCUUUGCUAUUUGAUAGUCGCUGCCAGCUUCUUUGUACACGAAGAUCCUCAUCAAGGUUGGUGUUGAAUUAGCUAUAUAUAUUUUCUUUGUUUCAACAAGAAAACCUCUUGCGUCAUAUCUCUGCUGAAAUGUGUUUUUGUGUUGUUAUUCUUGAUAGAUGAUAUAUAAAGCAAAAAACACAGAAGAACAAAUAUAGUUUGUAUCCUAAA